UCUUUGGAUACAUCUCUUUGACUGACCACAGCAAGAGAGAGAGAGAGCGAGAGAGAGAGAGAGAAAGAGCGAGGGAGAGAGAGAUCAGUUUCGCCUUUGUACGGAUUGCUCCAGGGUUUAUUGAAUUCCCCUCUUUGGCUCUUUGUUGCUUCGUCGACGCUUGCGUAAUUCGGUUAGGGAUUUAGACUUGGUUUUGGCCAGGGGCGCUUGAUCUUGUAGUCAAGGCCGAGAGGGAGUGGGGAGAUGAAGUCAUCGCUGAGAAGAUUGCGAGGGUUCGCCUUCCACAAGGACGAGCAGAAGCAGAAAAGGGAGAAAGGCUUGGUGGCGCACCAGGACGAGCUCCUCAAGGCGUCCCAGGACAUCCAUGACAUUAGAAACUGCUAUGACAGCUUGCUUUCUGCCGCUGCUGCUAUUGAAAAUAGUGCAUAUGAAUUUUCAGAAGCUCUAAAGGAGUUGGGUACUUGCCUGCUUGAAAAAACUGCACUGGAUGACAAUGAAGAAAGUGGUAAGCUUUUGUUGAUGCUUGGAAAGGCACAGCUUGAACUUCAGAAACUCGUUAAUACCUAUCGUGUCCAUGUUGUUCAGACUAUCACAACUCCAUCAGAAUCUCUUCUCAAGGACCUUCAAACUGUAGAGGAAAUGAAACGCCAGUGUGAUGAUAAAAGAGACGUAUACAUGUUGGCAGCACAAAGUGGAAAAGGAAGGUUGAAAAAUGCCAAAGGUGACACAUUUUCUCUGCAGCAGUUGCAGGCAGCUAAAGAAGAUUAUGAAGAGGAAGCAACUCUUUUCCUCUGUCGCUUGAAAUCAUUAAAGCAAGGACAAUCCCGGAGUAUCUUGACACUAGCUGCUAGGCACAAUGCAUCACAGUUAAACUUCUUUCAUAAAGGAGUUAAAUCUCUUGAAGUUGUUGAGCCACAUAUCAAAAUUGUAGCUGAACAGCAGCACAUUGACUAUCAAUUGAAUGGACUUGAGGAUAAUCAAUUGGAAGGAUAUGAGGUCGAUCAUUCUGUUGAAAAUGGAGAUGAUGGAGAGUUGAGUUUUGAUUAUCAACAGCAUGACCAACAUCGUGAUGUUAGUUACUUUUCUAGAAAUUCAAUGGAGGAUGAUGUAGAUAGAUGUGAAUCAGAUUCCUCUCCUUUCAACAAGGAUGUUAGGGCUGUCAGUCUGUCAGCACCUCUUUUUUCUGAUAGGAACCCUAAAUCAUCUGAAACGACUAGUCAGAUGCAGCCUUUAUCAACAGAGAGGUUUUACACGUAUGCUCUUCCUACUCCAGUUAAUGUUAAGAGCUCGACCUCAACAGGUCCAACUAAUUCGAUUUCUGCUUCUGGGGUGGAAAACAAGGGUGUAUGUCCAACACAAUUAUGGCAUUCAUCUCCAUUACAACCAAAUUUUCUUGGCAACAAUUACAGAGAUGUUGAGCUGCCAAGCCCCACCAGUUUACCUAUUAAGCAGUCAGUAUUUAAAGAGAGCAAAACUGUUGGUAGCCCCAUCAGAAUGCCUUCUGCAUGUACCGAAGGGGGGAUGUCUCAGUUGAUUACAUCAAAUACAUCUGAUUCAAAGAAGAUUGGCAGACAAGUUUUUUCUGGUCCGUUGACAAGUAAACCAUUACCAAGCAAACCAGCUUCUUUUACAAACAAUUCCAUGUCAUCAGUGGAACAUCUGGCGGGAGUCCCAGCAAAACCAACAAGCAUUACCACACCUAAGCUAUCUGUACCUCCUCCUGUAACAUCGCCCAGAAUAAAUGAGCUUCAUGAGCUUCCGAGGCCUCCAAUAGGUUGUCGAAAACAUUUAGGAUCUUUCAAUUUAAUUGGCCAUUCAGCCCCUCUGGUGCCUAGAGGUCAAGGGGUAAAUGCAACAAGCAAACAAGUACCAAUUUCAUCAUGCAUAGCCACACCACUUCCAGAACCUCCUGGUGUUAUGGUUCGCAGCUUUUCUAUACCAUCUAAUGGUCGAAAAUCAAAUUCAACAGAUGUUAAGUCAUCGGAUCAUCCUAAUAGUCAAAGGACAACUGCAGAUGCUUCAGCAACUCAUACAUCGAUGAAUAUUGGGUAGCAUGAAAACUUCAGAUACAGUAACAAACUAGAAAGCUAAAGGAUUCACGUGAAGAGCCCCAGAACUCUUCGUAGCAAGUGGAGCCAAUUGAUAUGGUCUCCUAAUGUUGCUUAUGUACAUAAUGAAGUGUCCAAAAAACCUUCUCGCUCUUCCAUUCUGUUCCAUGUGUUGUUUUCUUCAGAGAAAUGGGGGAUGAUUUGCCUCCAAGAAUACACCACUAGAUAACUGCUGGUUGAGAAAAUGAAAUUUCAGUUUAUUGUUAAUAGUAGUAAUAAAGAGAUCUUAGUUUAUUAAACGAGGAACCUGACGGAUGUACUGAGACAUUUGUACAAUAAAAUGUUCUUUCCAA
This is a messenger RNA of Musa acuminata subsp. malaccensis (wild Malaysian banana), 2401 nucleotides long. RefSeq lists its product as uncharacterized. The record is from RefSeq and is a predicted model, not a curated record. NCBI's taxonomy places the organism in Eukaryota, Viridiplantae, Streptophyta, Magnoliopsida, Zingiberales, Musaceae. Gene Ontology annotation, cellular component: cytoplasm. Gene Ontology annotation, molecular function: protein binding.